AUGCUUGCAUUUAUUUCAAUACUUUUCAUUACAAUUCAUUCCAUCAGUUCAUCUAUUCAUACUAUUGAUGAUUGUCAACUAUUGAUUGUUGGUGGUACAACAUCAGCACUAGGUGCAGUAUUAUCUGCUUCAAAACUUAAUACACACGUAUGUCUACUUGAACCAACUGACUGGGUUGGUGGACAAUUAACAGCUGAAUUAUUAAGUGCACCUGAUUUUGCAUUUCAUACAGUAACAGAUAAAGACACGAAUUUUACCUUGAAUGUUGGUAGUAUUGAUCAACAGUUAAAUAAUCAAAAUCCACUCUUUUCUGAAAUGCUUAAUGUCUUAGGCGAUACCGGUCGUUGUUGGGUAUCACCAAAAUGUUCUAUUCCUGAAUUAUUUCAUUCUCAAGUAAUAUUACCAUUACUUAAUAAGACACGAAUAUUUUAUAAUACUGUCAUUAAACAUAUAAAGAAAGAUGUAAAUGGUCGUCGUAUAAUUCAGAUAGAUGCAAUUCAACGUACACUACGUCAAUCAUCAUCUGAACGUUGCCGAUUCUUAUCUGAAGAAUUACCUGAUUGGUAUUCAGAAAAAGAUAGUACAUGGUUUACAAAAACUCAAUUAUCAUUUACAAAUAUUUCAUUCGUCAUUGAAGGUACUUCAUGGGGUGAAGUAUUAGUAUUGUCGAAUGCAAGUUAUUUACAAGGUUUAAUGGAAAAAUUUGAUGGUGAUACAUCGGGUAUAGGAAAUUCUACAUGUGGUCAAUCAUUUACAUUUGAUUUCCUUGAACAAUUACAAGAGAAACCUAUUGAUGAACCACCUAAUCAACUACCUCCACCAGUUGGAGGAGCAAAUUAUUCGUUUUUGAAUUUACCAUGGGAACGUAUAUGGACAUAUCGAAGAGUAAAUACAUCUGCAUUAGAUUCAUAUACUGUUGCUGUCAAUGAUUUAACAAUACAGAAUUGGGGUGGUGGAAACGAUUAUAGAAGAGAAUUCUUUUUUCUAUCACCAUCUGAUACAGAACAUCAACGUGACACUAAUCAAUGGCAAGGUGGUGUUAAUUUAGAUGCUAUUCAAAAUGCUGAAAGACAGGCAUAUGGUUAUCAUUAUUGGUAUCGACAAAAUGCACCUACAAAAUGGGCUAAUCGAACAGUACUUGUACGAUCAGUUUCAGCAGCAGGUACUUGUCAUGGUCUCGCAAAAAUGCCGUAUUUACGAGAAGCACGUCGAUCAAUUGGUUUUGAAAAUUUUCUAAUGAAUAUCACUACUAUAAGUGGUCAUGCACGUGAUUUACAUGGACAUAUCUUUUAUGAUCAUUUAUGUAUUGGUGCUUAUGAUGCUGAUAUUCAUUCUAUGAUUCAAUGUACUUAUCCAUCAUAUAUGACACAAUAUUAUCCUAUUCUUCCAUACUAUAUUCCUUUACGUGCAAUGACAAAUCGUGAUAUUGAUAACUUAAUUGUAGUUGGUAAAACAAUGGCACAAACAUUUCUAGUUAAUUCAGCUACUCGUUUGCAUCCAGUUGAAUUUUCAAUAGGACAAACAGCAGGUGUAGUUGGAUCAUAUGCAGUUGAAAAUAAGUUAACAAGUGUUAGUGAAAUGUUGAAAGAGGAACAUUUAAAACGUGUACAAACGCUAGUAAGACAAUUUACACCAACAUCAUGGACAAUCAAUGGAACACGAUAUCCCGAUGAUUAA
Molecule: messenger RNA, 1677 nt
Organism: Adineta steineri
Lineage: Eukaryota; Metazoa; Rotifera; Eurotatoria; Adinetida; Adinetidae
Source: the annotation of a GenBank genome assembly